Messenger RNA from Gastrolobium bilobum, 1329 nucleotides. Its product is annotated as E3 ubiquitin protein ligase DRIP2-like. The coding region runs from base 1 to 1329 and encodes 442 amino acids. Gene Ontology annotation, molecular function: ubiquitin-protein transferase activity. The transcript has 7 exons. The record is from RefSeq and is a predicted model, not a curated record. NCBI's taxonomy places the organism in Eukaryota, Viridiplantae, Streptophyta, Magnoliopsida, Fabales, Fabaceae.
AUGACAAGCCUAAAGUUGAAGGUCAAUAGGGCGAAGCUCUCGGCAUGCUUGACAUGUCUUUUGUGUAACAAAUGGUUCAGAAACGCCACCACUAUAUCAGAAUGCUUGCAUACUUUUUGCAGGGAAUGCAUAGAUAAGAAGCUAAUAGAUGGGAAAUUGAAGCACUGUCCAGUGUGCAAUGCAGACUUGGGUUGUUCUCCACUGGAUAAACUAAGACCAGAUCACAGCCUGCAAGAUUUGAGGGAGAAAAUAGUCACCUCUGAAGGAAAAAAUACUAAGGCACUUGACAAUGUUCCUUCAGUUACAUUGCUAACCAAAAGAAAGAAGAAAUCUCUAUCUUCGCUAAAAGCCAAUGCAGGAAGAGCCAAAGCUGCUGCAAGAAAAGCUUUCACUCCACAAGAAUCAGAUUUUUCUGCUUCUAAACCUGAUGAAGUGGCAGAUGUUAAGAAAGAUGAUGAACUCUGUGAGAUAGAAAUUUUGGAUGAAGUUUCUACAAUUAUAUCUGCAAGAAGAGCAAAAGCUGCAGCAAGGAAAAAAUUCAUUCUAAGUGAAUUAACUCCUACCAGUCAAGCUGACAAAGUAACGGGAGAUGAAAAGAAAGAUGAUGAUCAUCCCAUACUUGAAACUUUCAACGUGGCUUCCAAAACCAAAGUUCAUAAUUCUUCAAAAUCAAAUUCCAGUCAACAAAUAGUGCCAGACAAGAUUUCAGGCGACAAUGCUGAGUUAUGGGAAGAAAAGGCUGAUAUGUAUGAGCCAUUAAGUUCCCUGGUGGAAGCUGAAAGCAAAAACAAGUCUCGUAAUAAGUCCACCAUGCAAGAAAAUCAUGUGACUCCAGUGGCUGUGGACUCUAGUGGCAAUGAGUCGACUCAUCAUCCAAAAUCAGAAUCCAUCAAAGUUAAAAGGUUGCAGGGCACCCAAGAAAGAACAGCCAGAAUCUCUGAGGACUUGAAUGUUCCAGCACAAUCUGUGAUUGGUUCAAACAGUGAAAGCAACAAUGAAUUGUGUCCAAUCUGGUUCUCUUUGGUUGCUUCUGAAGAGAACGAAGUGGGUGCACGAUUGCCACAAAUAUCUUCCUGCUACCUAAGGGUUAAGGAUGGUAAUUUACCUGUUUCCUUUAUCAAAAAGUAUCUUGUGAAGAAGCUUAAUCUUGCUAGCGAAGCUGAGGUGGAGAUCUCAUUACAAGGUCAGCCAGUUUUAUCUUCACUGAAACUGCAGAACUUAGUUGACCUGUGGUUGGAAAGAUUUCCAGCGAAUGAGAUGAUUCAGACUUCUGUUGGAAACUCAGCUAAGGAUUUUGUUAUGGUCCUUUCAUAUGGUCGAAAGGCUUGA